AUGGCAAGCAAUAUUGGGAAUUUGAGCCAUGGGAUUUUAUUCACCUUGCAAGUACCCCAUCGGCAGAGAUUGGCAGAGUCAAACCAACCCAAAACAUGGUUUACAUCGGCAGAGAUUGCCCCAUCUAGACGUCUCGAUUUCUUCUUCUUCUUCGGUAGAGAUCUGAGCCGACUGAGACGCAUUUGUUUAGAUGGCGGUAAUACCGAAGGUUACGAACGUGGUUUCGGUGGAUAUGGUGGUGGUUCCGGUGGAGGUAGCAGUGGAGGCUCACUUUAUAGCAAUAGAGGUGGCUAUGGUUUGAUAUUGUGCAUUCAUGGUUCCGACCGGCUGUUGGAGCUCACUGGAACCAUCAGAAAAGGCCACGGACAACCCCAGUACCUCGACAAAUUGCAGAUUUUUGGCGCUGCCUAUCUGGGACCAUUUGGCCAUUUCUUUAACAUUUUGCUGGGCAAAAUUUUUAAAGGGAAGAAGGAUAAUCAAACUGUUGCCAAGAAGGAAGGCUGA
This is a messenger RNA of Fraxinus pennsylvanica, 504 nucleotides long. NCBI's taxonomy places the organism in Eukaryota, Viridiplantae, Streptophyta, Magnoliopsida, Lamiales, Oleaceae. The record is from the annotation of a GenBank genome assembly.